GACUCAUUUCGAGAAACGAUUUUGAUUUCUAGUUAAAAUUGAGGAUUUGAUUUCGCUUAUUGUUUAAUUUAUACUAUAAACUUUAUAUUAAUAUACCAAUGCUUUCAGUUAUACAUUUUUAAAUUUGUGAGGAGAUUGAAAUUACAUUUCUAAACGAUUGUGCAAUCUUCAAACCACUGUAUAAUCUAUUUAUCUCUUGCUUUAACGAUUUAAACUAUAUGAACGCAAGGUUAAACCUGUAUAUUUACAUUCAACAUGCCAGUCACCUAGACAAUCUAGACGGUUAGGGUCUUCAAAGUUGUUCAGAAGGUCAAUGACUUGUGGUCGGCGGACAGUUCAGAAUUCAGCCGCAAUGCAACGUUAGUGUAUGCGUAAUUUUGAACAUUCUGAACUUUUUAUAUCUCGAAAAUCCUACCACUUAGAGGGUUCAGCAAGGCUAUUAAGGAGAUCAAAGACUUUUAGUUGGUAUGAAUUUUGAUUCAAAUCCUAUCCUAUCACUUAGAAAGAUGUUUAGAAUUUCACGGGUUUCUGGUUGGCCAGUUUAGAUCUGAAUUCCGCCACAACGCGGAACUAGUAUGCGCAAAGCUUUUAGUAUUUUCUACUCCAAACGCCUUUUUUUUAAUUCCAAGAUGGUGAUUCCCGGUUUCUGAAAAACAGUCUUAAAUGGCCGAAUACUUCCCAACAUGGGUAUUUUCAGAAUCGCAAAGAUGCCUAGAGAGUGGAAUUCAUCUUCAGACGCCAUUAAAAAAUCCAAAAUGGCGACUUCCGGUUAGCGGAAAACAUGAACAAAUACCAACUGGUAUUUCCAUAAUCGGAAUGAUGCACAAAAUAGGGCAGAGCUUUCAAAAUUAACUUCCCUUGUGUUCCCUGAAAUAUUUAUUUAUUUAUUUAUUUAUUUUAGUCAACAGAUAAUAUGUUUACCCCAAUGACCUCACUAAUAAUAACAGCUUAAAAUUAACACAAAAUUCGCUUAAAACUAAGUUUGUUCGCUUCGCGAGAUACAUUAAAGUUAUAAACAUGGUAACAGCUAUUAAACACUCGGGACAUAUUACUAAUUGGUUCAUGACGGCCAUAAUCAGUCCUUGCACGACGGAUUCUCAGGAACGGGUGCGAUCGGAGGUUGCGGCGGCGUAUGUUGAUGUUCAAAGAGCUAAGUAGCGAAGAGCAGUCAAUAUUACCCUGAAAGAGGUCAGCUAUGUAGCACGCUUUAGCCAAGUUGCGUCUAUCCUCCAAUAGUUCUAAUCUAAACAGUAAGCAACGACUUUCACAACAGGGUAGGUGGCGUGGAUUUGCCCACCUGAGGUGGCGUAAAGCGAAGCGGACGAAUCUGCGUUGAACAGCCUCAACGCGGUUCUUCCCAUCCUGAUUAUAGGGUGCCCAAACCACAGAUGUAUAUUCCAGUAACGGCCGAACAAUUGCACAGUAUAAUGCUUUCAGGCAGUAAAUGUUUUUAAACUUCUUGGCAAAGCGAAACAGGAAUCCUAGCUGCGACGAGGCUUUCGAAACGAUGUGUGCAAUAUGAUCUUUGAAGUUCAGUUUGGUAUCGAGCAGAUUCCCAGGUCUUUCACUGUUGAUUCGCGCUUUAACUAUACACCUGCCAAAGCGUAGUUGAAAUUGAUGUUGGAGCUUCUGCGACUAAACGAAAUGACAGAGCAUUUGGAUACGUUCAACGACAUCCGGUUAAGUUGACACCAGUCAGCGAAGGCUUCCAAUUGCUGUUGCAAGAACAACGCGUCCUUUGGCUGUUUUAUCGUGUAAUAUAACUUCAAGUCAUCGGCGUAGGAGAGUUUAGAGCACUUGAGGGUAAGGAUGACAUCGUUCAUGUACAGCAAGAAUAGAAAUGGUCCAAGAUGACUUCCCUGAGAAACAUCGGACCAAACGGGGAAAGGUGAGGAAAUGUGGUCACCGAUUUUGACGGACAUAUUUCUUUCGGGUCAAUACGAUUCGAGCCAUACAAACAAAUUAUCAUUCAUGCCAAGUUUGUCAAAUUGGCUAUGGCAAUCUGGUGAUUCAUUUUAUCAAACGCCGCAGAUAAAUCGGUGUAGAUAGCAUCGACUUGCUGGCCAUUUUCUAAUUGACGAAUUACAAACGAUGUGAAGCAGGUUAAGUUAGUCGUUGUGGAACGUUUAGACAUAAAACCGUGCUGAUCCGGUGAUAUCUACUGUACAUAUCUCUGAGUCAGCAUGCGCAACACUGUCAACUCAAACAGCUUAGAGGUAGCACUCAAAGCGGCUAUUCCGCGAUAAUUCGAGACGACUCGCUUAGAGCAUCCUUAACAGUGCGGUACCAUUUAAGUUGCUUAUGGCGGCUGUGUACAGCGCGGCUAUUUUGCUCACUCACCCGUUUUCACACCGGGUUGCUAUCACGGCUGUCAUUUUAGCUGCCCCAUUCCGUACCGGUAGUAGUCAAACAGUUGCUUUGGAAUCAUCAUACCGUUACAUAUUUGUAACCAAUGGAGGACUAUUGGCUAUCAUCGGACUCAAGCGACGACGAUCUGGACAUAAUGAGCAGGAUGUUAUUUGAUACUCAAGCAAAAUCUAUAGAAACGGCGGAAAUGGUACGUAAGCAUGGGGUUCGAGCUAGAAGACGCCCGAAUAGCGAUAGGUUGAGGCAGGAAGGAGCAGAACGUUUGAUGACAGAUCACUUCUCCGAAAAUCCAACCUACAACGAGGAACAAUUUCGCAGGCGCUUCCGAAUGAAUCGUGGAUUGUUCACGCGUAUUGUCAAGGACGUAGAAGCUGCCAACGAUUAUUUCGUUUUACGGCCGGAUGCAACCGGCAAAUUGGGCUUGACAGGGCUGCAAAAAUGCACUGCAGCGAAACGUCAAUUAGCCUACGGUUGUCCAGCAGACUCGGUCGACGAAUACACCCGAAUGUCAGAGUCCACCGCUAGGAAUUGCCUCUUGGAAUUCUGCCGAACUAUAGAUAAUCUAUAUGGGGCGGAGUACUUACGUUCACCGAACCCGAAAGACAUUAAACGGCUGAUGGAGGAAGGAGAAAAACGCGGGUUCCCGGGGAUGCUGGGGUCUUUGGACUGUUGCCACUGGAAAUGGAAAAACUGCCCCACUGCUUGGGCAGGACAAUAUAAGGGGAGAAACAAAAAUCCGACAAUCAUUCUCGAGGCAGUAGCAUCCUAUGAUUUAUGGAUCUGGCAUGCCUUUUUUGGUAUGCCGGGCUCCACAAACGAUAUUAACGUGUUGGAACGUUCUCCGCUUUUCGCGGAUCUGUAUAGUGGAAGAGCUCCGACUGUAGAGUUCGAGGUGAACGGAAGAACCUAUACAUCCGGCUACUAUUUGGCAGACGGUAUUUAUCCACCACUGUCAACACUGGUGCAGACGAUUUCGGUGCCGGUUGAUCAGAAACACAAGGUAGGUACGAAUUAUUAAACAUUUCGUUGCUAGUCUUAUCCUCAAGACUCACUAAACUACUAUUUCUGUCGCAACCAAGCAGAUUUGUUGCAUAACAGCUAGUUAAACAGUUGUCAAGCCAAGAUUAACUGAAGAACAGCCUUAUAGACUGCUUAUUAAUAAAAUUGUUUGUGGGUACCUUAAUUCUUUUUAAAUCACUCGAAUGAGUAUACUCAUAGGGAUAGUCUUCAACAAGUUGUAUUUUCUUAAGCAAGUUCGACAUUUUGACGGGAUUCGAGUAGGCCCUCCCUGUAGAAAGUGAUGAAGGCCUGACUUGCACAUUUUUUCCCUAGCCCUUUUUGAGCUAUCUCUUUGUAGGAAACUCCCUUCCACUCCGCUUCUCUGCGGAGCUCUACGAUCAUCUCGCAGGUACGAGAUCGACGAAUGAUUCGUAUUUCCACACCAAUAUCAUUUAGCUGGGUGUCGCCUCUCGUAACCCUCAAAACUCUGAAGUAUUUUAACCCAUUAGCCUUGAGUAUGAGCGCGUCUCCCUUCCUCCUCUUGUUUAUCCUCGGUGGUUUAUUAGAGAGGUUACAACACUCGCGCAUUUCCUGUUUCAACACCUUUUUCGUCCGCCACGGUAGUCCAUUUUCCGUUUCCUGUGACUUUGCUAUUGGUCUAUGCCGUACCGUGAAGACUCUACUAACGAGCCGGUCGAUGGGCUUUUUCAGGAGAUCGACGGCACAGUGUCCGUACCCCCAUCACACAUUGGACAAGCUUCCGCUACUAUACCUGUAGAGAGGCCUCGACGGCUGUUGCAGCAUUGUCUAUUGAAAAUAGCUGAACGGGUUUUCGAGGUCCAGGAUCCUGAUGAACUAGCUCACUUUUUCAACACGCAUGUAAAGCAAAUUCAUGAUAGCGUUAUUCCACUCCGAACAAGCAAAUCCAAGUCAUCUAACGUCUGUUUCAACAAUCGAAUGCGAAAAUCCAUGCUUGAGCGCGAUCUAGUCUACAACAGUUGGCUCUGAGCCCCAGGAGAGCUUAAAGAAGCAGCGCGAACAUAACUAAUUCAAGGAUAUGAUCUGCAAAAAAGCGGUACAUGAAAAAUUUCCUAGAGAGUAGAGUCCCCCAAAAGACUUAAUAGCAAAGGUUUAAAGAUACCGUAAUUGGCAAAGUUAAAAUACCAGCCACAUGCGACUUCCACCCAGAUGACGUGAAUCGCAUGUUUCGCUAAAGCUGUCAAGCCAGUGCGGUUUUUGGCAAUCGACGCUUGAAACAUCAUACGGUUUUUCAUUCCGGCCUGUGCAUUGCUGAGAAAUCGUCAACGUUAUAUGGAACAUCAAAUCAAAUGUGACAGGACCGGAUGGGCAAAAAAAAAUUGCCAAUCGUUAUACAUCAAAUAACGAAUAUUUUUAACAGAGUUAUUACUUAUUUUACUUGACUUUACUUUUAUGGCGACAGAUCGUUGAGAUCCUAUGCCGAAUCCAGAAUACGUCUCCACGUAACUUAAUCUUGGGCUGAUACUCUCCGGUCUCCCCUUACAACCGCUGCUCUGGCAUCCUAGUCGACAGCACACAUCCAGCGCGCGCGAGGUCUACCUCGAAGUCGUCUGCCUCUAUCCGGCUCUCUGCUAAAUAUUAUCUUUGCCGGUCGCUCAUCCACCAUCCGUGCUACAUGGCCAGCCCAGUGCAACCUGCCGUGUUUCAUCAGCUUGACAAAAUCAGCGUGUUUAUAUACUUCGUACAGCUCGUGAUUCAUGCACCUGCGCCACACCCCAUUCUCUAAUUUGCCUCCAAGUAUUGAUCGCAGGAUUCUACGCUCGAAGACCUGAAGCGCUCUUCGGUCGGCCUCCUUCCACGUCCACGAUUCAUGUCCGUAGAGCGCCACCGGGAGGAUCAGAUCCUUUAGAGCGCAAAUUCCGUACGGAUCUGUAGGCUACGGGACCUAAGCUGACUUUAUAAUCCGUAAUAAGCACAAUUCGCCGCCGCAAUUCGCCUCUUCACCUCGCGGCUCACCUCGUUGUCACACGUCACGAGAGUACCAAGAUAAACGAAUUCGUCGACCACUUCGAAAGUAGCCCCAUCCAUCUCCACCGCAGCACCAAUACCCGCAGAACUACCACGCUCUCUGCCAGCCACCAUGUACUUCGUUUUGGCGUUUUGGCAGUGUUUAUGGUGAGUCCAAUUCUCGCAGCUUCCCUUUUGAGAGCCGUAAAGGCCUCUUCAACUGCUCUACGGUUAACACCAAUUAUAUCAAUGUCGUCCGCGAAGCCCAGAAGCAUGUGAGACUUAGUGAUGAUGGUGCCGCUCCUCUGCACACCUGCCCUUCGUAUUGCACCUUCCAAAGCUAUGUUGAACAGCAAGUUCGAGAGCCCGUCACCUUGCUUCAGGCCAUCCAACGUCACAAACGCGUCCGAAAAUUCGCCCGCUGUCCUGACGCAUCAUGUGAAACCGUCAAGCGUCGCACGUAACAGUUCAAUUAGUUUUGUUGGGAAACCAUGUUCUAUCAUUAUUCGCCAAAGCUCGUUGCGUUUCACUGUGUCGUACGCCGCCUUAAAGUCUUUAAACAGAUGAUGCGUCGGAUAGUUGUGUUCUUGAAACUUGUCGAGAAUCUGUUUCAAGGUAAACAUCUGGUCCGUUGUAGAUCGCCCCACUAUAAAACCGCUUUGGUAUUCUCCAACAAAGGCUUUCUGAAACGGUAUCAGUCGCUGGAACAGGAUACGCGAGAGAAUUUUGUAAGAGGAAUUGAAGAGGGUUAUGCCCCGAUAGUUACUACAGACGAGCCUAUGUCCCUUCUUGUAGGUAGGGCAUAUGAGUCCUUCCAACCAGUCCGUAGGUAGUUGUUCCUCAGACCAUACCCUUAGGAUAAUCUGGUGAAUUGCACUACACAGCCGCUCACUCCCAACUUUGAAAAGUUCGACCGGUAAGCCGUCCUUCCCUGCGGCUUUGUGGUUCUUUAGCUCUUUGCAAGCAUUCUUCACCUCGUCCAAUGUUGGUGGGUCCACAGCUUGUCCAUCCUCCCCAAUUUCUAUCCUGUUCCCCUCGACGACUCUCCUACCUUCGUCACCGUUCAACACCACUUCAAAAUGUUGCUUCCAACGCCUGGCUACCUGCGAUUUAUCGGUAAUCAGGUUCCCCUCCUGGCACGGUCCGGUUCCUGAUUCCGUUGAUCGUUUAUAGAAGCUCCUCGUGUCGUGCCUGGUGAAGCAAUUCUCCGCCUCCGCGAGGACGCGAUCGUAGUGCUCACGUUUCUUACGGCGAUGAAGCCUCUUUUCGGCAGCUUUUGCCUCCCGGUAUUUCUUCCGCAUGUGACGCGUUACACGAUUAGCUGCUACUAACGUGUUGGCGUAGGCUAGGUUCUUCUCCUCCGUCACCUCUAGACACUCAGCAUCGAACCAUCCACUACGCGUUGUUCCCGUUGUCAUGCCUAUCACUUCUCGCGCUGUUUCACUGACCGCAUCAUGGAUGUGCUUCUACUGCUCGUUCAGGUUCACUCCAGCUGGCUCACCGAGCCGUCUAUCAACUUUCCGAGUAUACUCUGCAGCAACUCCUUCCGCUGAUAACCUCUGGAUGUCCAAACGUAUCAUUCUCGCCGAUCUCGAUUUAAAUACGUUGGACAACCGGGCGCGAAUCUUGCCUACCACGAGAUAGUGAUCCGAGUCGAUGUUUGGCCCUCAAAAGGACCGCACAUCUAUGACGUCUGAAAAGUGCCGGCCGUCGAUCAGCAUGUGGUCGAUCUGGGAGCAGGCCUCUCCAUUGGGGUGUCUCCAGGUGUGCUUCCGAAUAUUCAGACGUGCAAAAUGGGUACUACAAAUGGCCAUUCCCCUGGCCGCGGCGAAGUUCACUAAUCUCAAGCCGUUGUCGUUGGUGGUAGAGUGAAGGCUUUCCCUACCAAUAACGGGACGAAAGAACUCCUCUCGUCCGACUUGUGCGUUCGUAUCUCCGAUGACGAUCUUUAUAUCGUGCUGUGGGCACUCUCCAUACGUUUUCUCGAGGAGCUCAUAGAACUCCUCCUUUACGUCAUCGGUUUUAUCGUUUGUCGGCGCGUAGUGCCAAGUUUCCAAUCGUUGUCCUUUUUCGUUUGCCUAGGUCUAUACCGAUUGUUCCGAUUCGUAUCAUUCUCUGGAUUGUUCGUAGUAUGUUUAUUUUCAGCAUGCUGCCUUACUAGGGCUGCAAUGCCUAGUCUCGCGACGGGGCUACCGUCUUGGGUGUAGCUGGCGAGCCGCCCCUAACCUGGGGAACAGACGCUCAGGCAAGCUGCUCUCCAAGGAGAACAACUCCCCCUUCCCUGUCAGCAUACGACCAAGUUCCCCCCGGUUCACCGAUCUUCCCCUUGUUGCUCGUAUCCCAGUCGGUACCACGUGGAGGUAGGGAUAGGAGUUGCUGGGCAUUAUGCUAUGGACCACAUUACACAAACAAAAUUGUCAUCACAACAUAACUUUCGCAGCUAUGAUUAACCGUCAAAACACUAGAAACGUAACUGAACUCUUGAGAACACGAAUUGGGGUUUAACGCGCAUUUUAUGUUCCUAUCUUCCUAUAAUAUUAAAUUUAAAAUUUGUUAGGAUGUGGUUUCAAUGUGAACCAACAUGUUAUGUUUUUUGGUCAACUUCUCUUCAAGUAACUGAGAAGCCAACAAAAAACCUAAAAACCUAAACUUAGAGAGAAAACAAUUGUUUACCCUUCGCACACGAUGAUUGACAGUGGAAAUGAAAUCUACGACUAAAUGUGGUUAGUUACUCACUCUGUGUGAGAGAAUGUCUAGUUCUCCAAGGCGACAGGUACAAGAGGAAAUAUAAGCAAAAACCAAGAAAAUAGAUGCAGCCUGACUGUAAACUUGAAAGAAAAGUUCGAAAAACAGCACCUUUUAUAAUUAUUAGAAUGAAUUUAUCAAUUGUCGAGUGAUGUCAUAUAUAAAGCAUCACACACGGAGAAUACGGGGAACAUUUUAAGAAAAUAUCUCUCAAAUUACAAUCCUGCUUCUUUACUAGUAGAAAAAAAUGUUUUAUUGGAUGAUAGACGAAUAGCACACAGAUCGCUGCCUAAGCCUCAGUUUUAUUAAUUAGUCUUUGUUAUUUAUCACUUUGUAUUAAAAAUCUUACUUAAACACAGAUACAGUGGCUGGAAUGCCUUCAAACAACGUCUUUACGCCUUUGAAACCGGGCUUCCGUUUGUCGGGCGCUGUAAGUCAUACACUUUUUCCACGCCAAGUGCAGUAGAUAUUCUUUGCCGUAGUGAAAACAACAAGGCAAAACACCGACAUUUAAAUAUUUGAAUUUUAACAAAUAAUUUGACUUUUGUGAAAGCCUUUUUUUGUUUCUAACUAGCUUAAACGAUAUGAAUAACUCCAAAAUAUGCUCUU
This is a messenger RNA of Wyeomyia smithii (pitcher-plant mosquito), 8706 nucleotides long. RefSeq lists its product as uncharacterized. The record is from RefSeq and is a predicted model, not a curated record. NCBI's taxonomy places the organism in Eukaryota, Metazoa, Arthropoda, Insecta, Diptera, Culicidae. The coding region runs from base 2453 to 3385 and encodes 310 amino acids. The transcript has a single exon.